Moneuplotes crassus is the source of this 531-nucleotide messenger RNA. Lineage: Eukaryota; Ciliophora; Spirotrichea; Euplotida; Euplotidae. The record is from the annotation of a GenBank genome assembly.
AAAUAAUAUUAAAAUAUCCAUAAUGUCUGAAAAAGUCCAAUUGAUCCCAGAAGAAGGUGAGACCAUUGAGGUUGAUGUUGACAUUGCCCAAAUGUCCGUCCUCGUUAAGUCAAUGAUUGAUGAUGCCGGAACUGAAGAAGACAUCCCUCUCCCAAAUGUCAAGAAGGCUACUUUGGAAAAAGUCAUUGAAUUCUGCCAACAUUACAAAGAAGAGCCUCUUCAGGAUAUUGAAAAGCCAUUGAAGACUAACAACAUCAAGGACGUUGUCGCACCAUGGUACGGAGAAUUUGUUAGCAUCGAGAUUGAAGAAUUAUACGAGAUCAUCCUUGCUGCCAACUACUUGGACGUUAAGCCAUUGCUUGAAGUAACCUGCGCAGCUGUAGCAGCAAUGAUGAAGGGAAAGAGCAUCGAAGAAAUCAGAUCCCUCUUCAAUAUUGAGAAUGACUUCACUCCAGAAGAGGAAGAACAGAUCAGAGAAGAGAACAAGUGGGCUGAGGAAGCAAUCUAAGUGUAAUUCUUUUUAAUAUCAGA